UGCUCAUGCUUAAUAAAGUUUUCAGCAUAAAACUAUUUGCAAACAAUAAUUUUGGUGCUACUAACUUUCUUCUUUCUUUUCCUUCCUGGAAAUUAAUUUGGUUGUUGAUUCAUUUUUGCUGAAGAUUUUAACUCCUGUGUGAGAUACACACGACACUGGCCAUGCUGGGGUGUCCUCACAACUUUUCAGUUUGUUGUUCUUGGAUUCUUAUUCUUCAUGUUGAUCUGCUGCCUUCUGUCCAUUACUCUAAACUUUCUCUAUCCUACCAAGGUAUUGUCUGAGAUAUUGGCUUGUAUUUCAGUCUACAGCAACACUGUAACAAUGAAAAAGGUCUUGGUCAUUUUCCUGACAAAGAGAUGUUUUGGAAAUAGUGAUUCACAGCUCAUGCCUGUAACCCCCACAGUGGGGAGGCUAAGGUAGGAGGACCCUGAGUUGUAGACCAGCUCCAGCCUCCUGAGCUCAGUGCUUGGCUUCCCAGGGGCUGUCUUGGUCUGGAACCAUUGACAGACUCCAGCCUUUCUCCUCUUCUUUGCUGCUCUGGCACAAUUGAGUACAACUGACUAUCCAUCAUCCUUAGCGGAUGUCCACUGCACUUGAGUCAUCCUUGCCUACCAUGCUUUUCGGGCUCUGACAUUAUGCUCUCCCUCUUGCUGCAGCUGUACCUGACCCUAUGGUGAUUCAGAGCCUUGUCCACAGAGCCAUGGCAGCUUGAGGUGAUUUGGUUGAGGACCAAGCAGGACCACAAGUCCUAUACUUUGUCUUGAUGAGUGUGACUUCACAUAACAUUUCUUUCUGCUUUCUUUUUCAGUGACUACGGGAAAAAUCCAGAAACAGAUCACGAAUCAGAACUCUGAGGUUCACAUGCCUGAAGAUCUGAAGAAGAAAGGGGGAGAUCUGCUCAACCUAGGGAGUCCAACAAGGGUUUUAAGGAAGAUCAGCCAUUCACAAAGGGAGAACGGAGCUUACAGAUCAACUGAAGCACAUCAAGGAGCUAAAAUUGAAGUUUUUCAGAAACCCAUCCAGAUGGACUGGCCACUGGUCACUCAGCCCUUAAACAAAAGUUUGGUCCAAGGCAACAAAUGGAAGAAAGCAGAUGCAACCCAAGAGAAGCGUCGGUCAUUCCUUCAUGAGUUUUGCAAGAAAUAUGGUAGAGUAAAUGAUCCCAAGUUCAACCUUUUUCAUAUAGUAUCUAGGAUAUAUGUAGAAGACAAACACAAAAUCCUGUACUGUGAAGUACCAAAAGCUGGCUGCUCUAAUUGGAAAAGAAUUCUGAUGGUCCUAAAUGGAUUGGCUUCCUCUGCAUACAAUAUCUCCCAUGAUACUGUGCACUAUGGGAAGCAUCUGAAAACACUGGAUAGUUUUGACUUAAAAGGAGUACACAUGCGUUUGAAUACAUAUACCAAAGCUGUGUUUGUUAGAGAUCCCAUGGAAAGAUUAGUCUCCGCAUUUAGGGAUAAAUUUGAGCAUCCCAAUAGUUACUACCAUCCGGUGUUUGGAAAGGCAAUUAUCAAGAAAUAUCGACCAAAUGCCUCUGCAGAAGCAUUAAAUAAUGGAUCUGGAGUCAAAUUCAAAGAAUUCGCCUACUAUUUGCUGGAUGCUCACCGUCCAGUAGGAAUGGAUAUUCACUGGGAAAGAGUCAGCAAACUGUGUUAUCCGUGUUUGAUCAACUAUGACUUUGUAGGGAAGUUUGAGACCUUAGGAGAGGAUGCCAAUUACUUUCUACAGUUGAUUGGUGCUCCAAAAGAGUUGACAUUUCCAAACUUUAAGGAUAGGCACUCCUCUGAUGAAAGAACCAAUGCCCACGUGGUAAGGCAGUAUUUAAAGGACCUGAGCACAGCCGAAAGACAGCUCAUCUAUGACUUCUAUCACUUGGACUAUUUGAUGUUUAAUUACACAACUCCACAUUUGUAAUUUGCAUUCAUUUUUCUAAAGCCCUACAUAGAUUUAAUGAUGAUGGCCUCAAAUAAGCUACUGUAAUUGUCCUACAAUUCUCUGUAUGGAGGAAAUUUAGCUAAGUGAAGUUGUCUUGAUUGAAUGAAGACUUUUUUUUUUUUAACCAAAGAGUAUGACAGCAAUUGGAACAAAGUUAUUGAAAAAUCAUCUCAAGGAGACAUGUAAACAACUUGAUGUGCUUUUAAAUGUUGGAAAAGAGCUGUUUUGGCAUUGUAGCUUAUGCUGUGGAAGCAAUAACCUAGCCAGAUGUUACAUUAACCAAGAAAGCCUCUUGCAUGUAAAAUAAAAGGUCAAAAUAUUGAGAAUUGUGCAUUCAAAUCCUGGCAACCAUCAUCUGACAUGCAUGAAGCCAUGCUUAGCAGUUUGUGUCAUUUGCAGCAAAUGAUUGGAUGGUUUUCUUAUACCCUGAAUCUUCCUAUCCUAUGAUGAUAAAUCCAUUUUAAACAUU
Molecule: messenger RNA, 2401 nt
Organism: Mus musculus (house mouse)
Lineage: Eukaryota; Metazoa; Chordata; Mammalia; Rodentia; Muridae
Gene: Chst9
Product: carbohydrate sulfotransferase 9
Exons: 2
Coding region: 862-1911 (349 amino acids)
Biological process (GO): sulfur compound metabolic process; carbohydrate biosynthetic process
Cellular component (GO): membrane; Golgi membrane
Molecular function (GO): dermatan 4-sulfotransferase activity; sulfotransferase activity
Source: RefSeq, a predicted model, not a curated record